Molecule: messenger RNA, 843 nt
Organism: Clonostachys rhizophaga
Lineage: Eukaryota; Fungi; Ascomycota; Sordariomycetes; Hypocreales; Bionectriaceae
Source: the annotation of a GenBank genome assembly
AUGGAGACUGAGAUCCUUCAAGCCCUCACUGAAUAUAAAGAUUGUGUUACGAAGCAUAAUUUGUCCGCCGUUAAAAGGCUCGUCGAAUAUGCUGCGACAGAAGAGUAUCUGCCGGAAUACCUCGAGGAAUAUCCCGACGAUGAACGUGCAGAACAUGUAGAAGAAACAGAUGAAGAAAUCGCGGAAUGCCGCCUUGAUUGGACACUCCGAAAACUCGGAGUUGGAGGGAGCGAGCUCAUCACUAAGCCCGAGGAUGUUCUCACGCACUGGGACGUGUAUUCGCAGCGGAGCGGACUUAAUGGGGCCGCGUUCGAUGACCGGGACUUGGGAAAAAGGUCAAAGCUGAUGAACGACUAUAUUCGUGGGCUUCGCGACGGUCUGCGGGUUCUAGGCGGCGAGGCUGCCACUUUUGACCUCCCUCAGGACUUUCUUGUUCUUCUUGCCCACGUGGAUGCGCUCGAGGGACAUAAAUGGUACGAGGAGAAAGACCAAGGCCGGCAAGUCGUGUUCUUUACCGGUUUUCUUGACUACGAUGAAGCUAAGAAAGGGGUGCUUUCCGACGACGGGUUGAAGGAGAAUAAUGCCUAUCUGGGCGGCCAAUACCCCGACUUUGAGCAUGUGGUAGCAGGUUGGAAAUGCGGAACUGCGCCUGAAGGUUGCUGCCACAUUAUCCAUGGCCGUCAAAAGCUCGAAGAGGAGGUCGCUUGGUUCUAUCACGUCAAUAAUGGACAAUUUGGGACGGAAAUGUUUAGGAGUGUUGUCGACUUACUCAAAUGGUAUCAAGAAUACAAUGUUCCUGACGACAGAGCGGUGGAGGAAGCUUGUUCCAUGUUGUGGUGGUAG